Messenger RNA from Adineta steineri, 1092 nucleotides. NCBI's taxonomy places the organism in Eukaryota, Metazoa, Rotifera, Eurotatoria, Adinetida, Adinetidae. The record is from the annotation of a GenBank genome assembly.
AUGCUCUUAACAAUACUAUUAUUCUCCAUCCAACUAACUAAAUUAACUGCAGUAAUUCCAUAUGAUGGAAUUAUUCAUCGUUCAACUGAUGGAAGUUCUUAUGCGUUUCUAUCUCCACCUACACCGACGUUCAAUCAUGCAGCAUCUAUUGAACAACUAACACCAAGUGGUACUUUAGCUAUUGCCUGGUUUACUGAUGGUGAAGCAUCACCUAAUUGCUCAAUUGCAGUAUCACUUUUAGAAUAUGGAUCACAACAGUUUACUCCAGGUGUUAUUAUUACUGAUCGUGUUAAUUAUACUAAUCUAAAUCCAGUUCUUUUCUGGGAUAAUGACACGCAGAUAUUACACUUAUACCAUUCAUCACAAUUGAAUGGUAAAGGUGAAGCAACUUCACAAAUAUGGCAUACACAAAGUAAAGAUCGAGGUGUAACAUGGUCAAUUGCUACACCUUUCUAUACCGUACCAGGUGCGUUUGCUCGUAAUCGAAUUAUUCCUACAUUAAAUAAGUUAGGAUUCAUUUUUCCAUGUUAUAACUCUUCACCGGAUAUUGACUAUCCAUUUAUCCUUCGAUUAUCAUCAUCAACAUCUAAUUUGACACGUAUUGAAAUGAAAGAUACUGAUAAUCUUAUUCAACCAACAGUCAUUCGUUUAAAUAAUUCUGCACGAUUACGAACAUUCCUUCGUGACGAACACGGUGAAUGGAUCUAUUAUCUUGAUAGUAAUGAUGAUGGAUUAACUUGGACAACACCAAAAGCAACAUCUUUACCUAAUAAUAAUGCUGGAAUCGAAGCACAUACAUUAAAAAGUGGAGCGAUAAUAAUGGCAUUCAAUAAUCGUAAUGGUUUACACAAACCAAGAACACCAUUAACAGUUGCACUUUCUUAUGAUAAUGGAAUGACAUGGCCAUACCUUAGAGAUGUUCAAAUUCAUGACGAUGAUAAUAGUACAUCUAUUGGAGAAUAUUCAUAUCCAUCAGUAUUACAAAGUUUUUGGAGUGGAACUGAUGAUAAUGAUAUUCAUUUGGCAUACUCAUAUAAGAGACAAACAAUUAAAUAUGUUAGAUUUAAUGAAAAAUGGAUUAAACAAGGAUAA